Mucor mucedo is the source of this 588-nucleotide messenger RNA. RefSeq lists its product as uncharacterized. Bases 1 to 588 code for a protein of 195 amino acids. Lineage: Eukaryota; Fungi; Mucoromycota; Mucoromycetes; Mucorales; Mucoraceae. The record is from RefSeq and is a predicted model, not a curated record. The transcript has 3 exons.
AUGACAAAUUGCAUAAAGAUUAAGCUUUUUUUAGUUACAUGUCUAUGUAUGCAGUACAAAAUGAUGUCCAUCCUCAAUAAUCUAAAUAUCAUGCAUGGUAUCAGCAAUCCACUGAUAAAGUAUAAUCCACAUGAAAUCCAAGUUAUCAUGGCGCUUGCAAGUUUAAAGGCGGAUUUGAUUGCACAGCUUCAACCUUAUAAAUCGCAUAUUAGUGGUGGUAAUAAUAUUCGUGUAUUCAAUGACGUUUCCAUUCGGUCUUCGCUUUACAAACAAGACAAUCCAGAGAUCAUGGGGUCAGAUGUUAUGGGUCUUGUAGUGAUGAAGAACGAUGGUAGGAUAAUGUUAAGCAAACAAGGCACGGAGAUCGAACUGUUGACCUCAUCACAGCUCGUAUUUAGAUAUUUCUUACAAUCAUUUGCCUAUGAAAACGAAAAAGAAGUCAUCAAGCACACAUAUAUUAUAUGCGAUGCGCAAAACAUGUAUCUAAUACAACGACCCUUUACACCCAGGUUUCAUAUGGAAGCACAGUUUGACCCAUAUAAAACUAUCAUAUUUACCUGCACAAAUGAAGACGUUCAAAACUUGUAA